This is a messenger RNA of Epinephelus moara (kelp grouper), 3131 nucleotides long. Its product is annotated as high affinity cGMP-specific 3',5'-cyclic phosphodiesterase 9A-like. The coding region runs from base 513 to 2111 and encodes 532 amino acids. The transcript is spliced from 14 exons. Gene Ontology annotation, molecular function: 3',5'-cyclic-GMP phosphodiesterase activity. Gene Ontology annotation, biological process: cGMP catabolic process. The record is from RefSeq and is a predicted model, not a curated record. NCBI's taxonomy places the organism in Eukaryota, Metazoa, Chordata, Actinopteri, Perciformes, Serranidae.
AUUUCCAUUUUACUUUUUUACCUUUCACUCAUUUAUUCAUAUUAGUUAACAAUAUUGUUAGACACUUAUAGUUACUUGUUACUUAUUAAAAAAAUUAAAACGAAAUGCAAAAAUAAAUAAACGGGCAAAGUAAAUAGAGAAUUAACACAAAUGUAAAUUGUGUAAAUAUUUAGUUAAUUAAUUAAUUAAUAACUACAUUUAUUUUAAUAUUAUGGUGCAUCCAGGUUGUAAACAGGUUGUAAACGAGUCAAAACAUCAGGGGUUAACAGUAAGUUGCAGUGUCAAAGUCUAAACAUGCCAGAGAAGUAAACAGUAAACAGUAAACAGUGAGGGCAGAGUAAACAAAGCGGCCAGGGUCCAGACAGCGCUGAGAGGACACCAUGUCCCCGUGAGGAUGAGUGGGUGGACCCUCUGUCAGCUGCAGGUGUCCCUUUGACCCUCCACAGACUCAAUGUGUUGGUGUCACAGUCAAGAGGUCUCAGUUGGGAGCAGGUCGCCUGGCUCGCUCUCGGAUGAUGACAACAAAAAUCAUUCACUUCAUGGUCAACGGGAGGCUGGAGCACGCCGAGUUUGGAGACAACUGCUCGGCCGCAGACAUCAAAGAUCUGUUCCGGGCGGCGGCGGAGGCGGGGCCUCACCACAUCCUGAAGAUGUACAACACAGACGGCAGCGUGCUGAACAUCUCCCCGCGCCUGGAGCCCAACAGCCAGGACUCGUACUACCGACUGGAGGUGGUGGCGUCCGAUCUGAAGAGUGAGCGGCGCCCUGAGACACCUCACGUCCACCUCAACUGUGUGGGGCUGCCAAAGGAGCUGGACACCAUGGAGUACAGGCUGCGUCAUCUGGAGAACAAGGUCAUCGAAGACGUGGGGAAGAGUCCGGAUAUCAUCUGUGACCUGAAGAGCCAAGUGGAGUCGUUCAAGAGGAAGCUGGAGAGUGUGGGCCACCUGAGCUGGAUGGGUCUGUUCAAGGAGGACAGCGACCAUCAGCUCUCCAAGAUCUCCAUGAAACCCAAAACGCCUCAGCUGAGUGUGCAGGAGGAGCGCCAACAAGUCCGCAAGAAGUUCCUCAGCAUGAGCUCACUGCAGGUGACAGAGGAAGUGAGAGAGAAUCUGAAAACCCCCAUUUUUGACAACUGGCAGUGGGAGGAGGCGGAGAUGCUGGUGCUCCUCCAGGUGAUGUUCACCGACCUGGACUUCCUGACGGCGUUCCACAUCGAGCUUGAGGUCCUGCAGAACUUCCUGUUCGAGGUCUACUGCCACUACAACAACAUCCCCUUCCACAACUUCAGGCACUGCUUCUGCGUCACUCAGAUGGUACGGACAGGAACUGACCUCCACCUGUCUCUGAAAAGCCAAAUAACAUCUGUAUAUUGGUGGAGGUUUACUUCCUGGUGUCACUGGUGUGUGGUUGUGCAGAUGUACGGGCUGAUCUGGCUGACAGACCUCCGGAGUAAAAUAGCGAAAAUCGACCUGCUGAUCAUGUUGACCUCGGCUCUGUGCCACGACCUCGACCACCCCGGCUACAACAACGUCUACCAGAUCAACGCUCAGACCGACUUAGCUCUUCGCUACAACGACAUUUCACCCCUGGAAAACCACCACUGUGCCGUUGCCUUUAGCAUCAUGUCCAAGCCAGAAUGCAACAUCUUGAAAAACCUGACCUGUGAGCAGUACAAACACAUCCGAGGAGGAAUGAUCAGGUGUAUUCUGGCCACCGACAUGGCGAGACACAACGAAAUUCUCAACAAGUUCAAAUCCAUGCAGCCGGUGUUUGACUUCACCAACAAGGACCACAAGGAAGUGCUGAUGAAGAUCAUGGUGAAGGUGAGCGACAUCUCCAACGAGGCGAGGCCAAUGGCCGUGGCCGAGCCGUGGCUCGACUGUCUGCUGCAGGAGUUCUUCAACCAGAGCGACACAGAGAAACUUAAAGGGCUUCCAGUGACUCCCUUCAUGGACCGAGACAAAGUGUCCAAACCGUCCUCUCAGACCAAGUUCAUCCGGUUUGUCCUCCUGCCGCUCUUCAGUGAGCUCACCAAGCUGUUUCCCUGUCUGGAGCUAAAAGGUUCUGCUGUCGUGUUGUCGUGCAGCGACACAUUCUGGAGCCGGUGAGGAAGGCGCUGGAGUAUUACUCCGACCUGGAGAGAGCCAGCAAGACGGAGGAGGAGGAGGGGACGGCCAAAGCAUGAGGAAGAAGAAGAGGAGGAAGAAGAAGAGGUCUAAUAGUCUCAACGUUUUGAUCCCCAGGAUGCGUUAGCACCACAUUAUAUUCAGUGUGCUAGUUACAGCAUGUGAAACAUUAGCCUUUGAAAUAUAACUUAUAUUCUAAGUUAGGAACACGAUUGCACCUUAUACGUUUGUUGAUAUAUAAGAUGACAAUCAAAGAUACGUGAUGCUUUUGUUUUUUCAAUACGUAAUUAUUGAUAAUUCAUCUUCUGGUAAAAACCUCUUGAAUGUCUAGAUCUUAAGUUACCAGAGAAAAAAGGUGAGCACACAUUAGCAGGAGCUAGACAAACAGCUUGUCUCUGGCCUCAUCUAACAAUUGCUCAGCUUGUUUCUCUGAUAAGUUAAGAUCCCGACGUUCAGGAGGUUUUUCUCAGGAGCCGAAUUAUCCACAGAGGUUUCUUUCUCGCCAAAACAAACACACCAACUGAUUUACACCGGUAAAAACACUGAAUAAAACAGUUUCACGCUUAAAAUCAGUGUUUUUCAGAUGUUGUUUGGCACAGCAGGGGCUGGAGCUGAGCUAUAGCUAAUGUUUGCUCAGCUUGUUUCUCUGAUAACUUAAAAUCCAGACGUCCGAUGACUAAAAUUCUUCCUCCAGUUACAACACAUAGUUAAAAAUGACCAAGAUUUUUAAGUUUAUUGUAAAAAUGUGACUUAAAAUUGGAUAAAAAGUCAAUUUAUGCCACGGACAGGCGACGGCGACUAUAAGAAAAUGAAUUUCUCUGAGUUUGAAUAUUGUUGGAAACGUUUGGGAUAAUAUAAGAACAUACCUUUACUGAAUAUAAACACUGGUUUGUUGUUUUUAGACAUUUUAAUGCUAAAAAAUUACAUAUUGCAUCUUUAAUACUGUGUGAUGAUCAAUAAAGUUCUGCUCUCCUGCUUGGUAUUAAAUCACAUUAUGUUUGA